Gracilinanus agilis (Agile Gracile Mouse Opossum) is the source of this 3742-nucleotide messenger RNA. It is a transcript of the gene CDC50A, whose product is annotated as transmembrane protein 30A. The record is from RefSeq and is a predicted model, not a curated record. The coding region runs from base 70 to 1191 and encodes 373 amino acids. The transcript is spliced from 7 exons. Lineage: Eukaryota; Metazoa; Chordata; Mammalia; Didelphimorphia; Didelphidae. Gene Ontology annotation, cellular component: Golgi apparatus; endoplasmic reticulum; plasma membrane. Gene Ontology annotation, biological process: phospholipid translocation.
UCACUUUCGGUGGCGACUUCCCCUCUCUGAGGCUCCCCAGUGUGAUCGGGAGCCAGUGUCUGGGGGUUGAUGGCGAUCAACUAUAAUGCGAAGGAUGAGGUGGACGGCGGACAUGGGUCGAACCUAGUGAUGGGAGGCCAUUCGGGGACGGGGAAUGCGAUUGGAGGUGGCGGGCCAAAGAGCAGACGACCGGACAACACGGCCUUCAAGCAGCAGCGACUCCCCGCCUGGCAGCCCAUCCUGACGGCUGGCACUGUACUACCGGCCUUCUUCGUCGUUGGCCUCAUCUUCAUUCCCAUCGGCAUUGGCGUCUUCGUCACCUCCAACAACAUCCGUGAGUUUGAGAUUGACUAUACCGGAACAGAUGUUAAUGAUUCCUGCAAUAAGUGUUUGUUCUGGAACGAUACAAAACCCUGCAUUUGUGAGAUACACUUCACAUUGGAACAGCCAUUUGAGGGACAUGUAUUUAUGUAUUAUGGACUGUCUAAUUUCUAUCAGAAUCAUCGUCGCUAUGUGAAAUCUCGAGAUGACAGUCAACUUAAUGGGGAUAUUACCGCCUUAAGAAAUCCCAGUAAGGAAUGUGAGCCCUAUCGCAGGGAUGAAGAUAUACCAAUUGCUCCUUGUGGAGCUAUUGCCAACAGUAUGUUUAAUGAUACAUUAGAAUUGUUUCAGAUGAAUGGAACCACACCUAUACCUAUUGCUCUACAUAAGAAAGGCAUUGCUUGGUGGACAGACAAAAAUGUGAAAUUCAGAAAUCCACCUGGAGAAAAUCUGACUGAAACUUUUGCAGGUACUGCAAAGCCUAGAAACUGGCCCAAACCAGUGUAUAUGUUGGAUAAAGAUGAAGAAAACAAUGGAUUCAUAAAUGAAGAUUUUAUCGUAUGGAUGCGUACUGCAGCAUUACCUACUUUUCGGAAACUUUAUCGCCUGAUAGAGCGAAAGAAUGGAUUACAUCCAACUUUACCUGUUGGACAAUACCUUUUGAAAAUCACAUACAAUUAUCCAGUACAUACUUUUGAUGGACGAAAACGGAUGAUCUUGAGCACCAUUUCAUGGAUGGGAGGAAAAAAUCCAUUUUUGGGUAUUGCUUACAUCACUGUUGGAUCUAUCUGCUUCCUUUUUGGAGUUGUACUGCUAGUAAUUCAUCAUAAAUAUGGAAACAGAAAUAAUAGUGCUGACAUUCCCAAUUAAUUUUGUAUUCUGAAAAGAAAUCUGCAUGUGCGUCAAGGCCAGUCCAACCCAGCCUCCCUGUUGAAUGCUAAGUGUCUGGUUAGUAUGUCAUUUCUGAAGCUGGCUGCAUAACUCUUAUUUCCCCCUAAUUUUUAAAAUAGCCUUGUCCUAUGCUUCGUCAACGUGGAUGACUUGUGAAAAUAUGACGGGUAUCUCAACAGAAACUAGCUGUAGCUAUAUUGAUCAUAUCAACACUGUGACUGCUAAAAUGGCUUUUUAUGUUUGCUUUUUAUUGGCUAGGCCACAUGUUGUAUACAACCUCUUUCCUUUGUUAUGUAUCUGCUGCUUUAAUGUUUGUGCUCUGUGGGUAAUAUUAUAUACAUAUGUAAAGCUGUAUAAGUAUGCUUGUAUGAAGAAAAGGAUGACAAGAUGUAUAAGAAUAUAUUAUGACUUUAGUAUCUUUUCGGGAAUUGAAAGAUUAUGAGAAGAUAAACAGAGAUAGAUCUAAAUAAAACAUUUCUUCUCUUUUGUAUGUUGUGUGUAUAGGCUUCAAGUACAAUCUUUGUUAAGGUGGAUAAUAUAUUCAAUUUAUCCAGUAGAGACUUAAGUCAAGCCUAGCUCUAAUGUAAUAGGACAUAUUUAACAUAUAUAGCAUAGGAAUAAAUGAUUCGUGACAUCUAAAGAGAUAUGGUCACUUACCUUCUGGAUAGAAUUUAAAAUUUUAAUUUCCAUUUGUUUAAGUCAGUACAGCCAGGUGUUCCAGCUAACUAAAUGUUUCACAUUGUGGUCAUUUCCCUUCGAGCUUCCUCUUCACGAGAGAAGAAAGAAGAGAAGCUGAAAGGGGAAAUAAGUACUCUUUGGUAGCAGAGCUAUACCUUCUGUCUGAGGAAAAACCAGGUUUAAGUACUCAAAAGUGGUUAAGAUUUCAUUACAGGGGAUGUUUAGCAUUGAGAAAUUUGCCUCACCAUUGAACUCUCUCAAACUAAGUUUAUUUUUACAGGUAAGUGUUUUGACUUGUAUAAUAAAGCUGUAGUCCAGAACACAUUAAGAAUAUUAAUCCUUUUACCUAGGAAUUAUUCCAAUUUCAUAGUUGUGAAGUAUGAGUGUAUGUUCAACCUCUUGUGUAAUUAUAGAUGCCAAUUCCUUUGAUUGGAUUUCCUAGGAGUAAACUUUAAAAAAAUUUCUUUAAAACUGACUGAUUAAAUUCUGAGGAAGAUUAUGCAUAUAAUAAAUUAUAAUGUAUAUGGUGGAGGUUAUUUUAUAUGCAGCUAUCUUGGUAAAUUAUACAUAUUCAAUAUUAAAUAAAUGCUGUAAUUUGUUAAUGAAACUUAUCUUGAAGUGAAUGUAAAGUUAUUUUCUACAUGCAUGAAAAUGUAUGUUUUAAUUAAUAAGAAAAGAUGGCUUAAUUAAACUCAUUCUGUUUUUGUUUACUAAAUUUAAUCUAUAUAUAUCUGUACAUUUAUAUAAAAAAAAGGUAUGUUUAUUCUGAAGUGGUUUAUCCCAUGGUUAUGUUUUAAAUCAAAAGUCUGGGUAUUUUAGUUUUCAUUAAAUGUAUGCUCAUUCAAGAAUAUAAUGAUUGAUAGUAUAAAAGAUGCCACACAUCUUAAUAUUUUAUAUAAAUUCACAAUUAGAUUUCAUGAGUCAUACACUGACCUGAUUCAUUCAUAAGAAAAUGAUUUGCAUGGCAUCCUUAACAUGUGACUAUCACGGAAUCUUUCAAAUAUCUGACUUUAGCUAUAUGAGGUGUUCUUUAUAUGGAAGCCUUAAAAAAAAAAAGUUCCCCAGAUUUUGUCACUUGUCUUCAUCGUUUGGAACAUCCCACAUGAUAAGUUAUGCCCUAUAAAUUAACAUUAAUAAGGGAUUCUUUCUUUCUUACUUGUACAAAUUGAUAGCAAGAAAAAAUAUCUUCCAUCUUUUACUCUAAUCUGAGGGACUAGGGUGCCAUUAAAAGACAAAUAAAGAGUUUUUCCAUAAAUGUCUAAUAUAUAUUGAAGAUGAAAUCCCAAAAUGGCUCUGAAGUUUAUUCAUUUUACUGAUAGAUUUUAGUCCUUAAUCCUCUUUUAUCUCCUCUACCCUUCAUCUCUCCCUUUGAGCCAUAUACAAAAUUAUUGUUGCCUAAAUCUAAUGAAUAUGUAAUAUUUAUUUGGUUUCUGUGAAGGAUAAGGGAAUAGAAAUAUCUUUUUCUUAAAAGUUUUAUGCCUGUUUUGGGGCAUUCUGCUUUCAAAAAAUUAAACUUAAUUUUAAGGCACCUAAUUAGGCUGGGGAAGAUUAAUAAAUAUAUUAUAGAUUGUGUGUAAACUUGCAGGAAAUAUUUUGAAGUGUUACAAGGUUUCCCAUUUUAAGUAGUUAUGCAGUAAAUAAAGGCUUAAGAAAUUUCAUUUAAAUCAUAAAGCAGGUUUUUUUAAAAAAUUGGAAAAUUAUUGUAUAUUACUUAGUAGAGGAAUACCUAACCAAAGGGAGAGUUAAGUUGGAAUAUAAUUUGUUUAUUGACUGGUGAUGAAAUUUCUUUGUAUUUUUGAGAGAUUACUUUGUUAGCAUCUGUUACAGCUUAAUAAAAACAAACUGGAUUUAC